Molecule: messenger RNA, 2203 nt
Organism: Ciona intestinalis (vase tunicate)
Lineage: Eukaryota; Metazoa; Chordata; Ascidiacea; Phlebobranchia; Cionidae
Source: RefSeq, a predicted model, not a curated record
UGUUCGUUUAAUAAUCAUAACAAAUUUUCUGCGUCAAAGAAAGGCGUAUUUAAAAAUACAGGUUACGUUUAAUUAAUUGCAAAAUUAAUGCUAUACAAGACUUUGCAUCAGCAUUAUUACGAAAUGUUAGAACUAUUUUAAACAGUGUUAAUGUAUUUUUAAUAAAAGACACCAAAAUAAUGGUUUAGUAAGAAAACUUGAAAUGUUAUCUGUUUGUCUUAAAUGUUUGCCAGGUGCUAAACGAAGCACGUAUGUUUGUACUAAAAAGGUUCUGAAAAUUUUUUGUACGUCAAAUCGGACGCUGUUUUUAUCCAAAAAAAACAAUGAAAACCCAACAACUUGUGAGGCAAUUCCUGAUCCUAUUCGUAUGAGAAGAUCACAGUGUAUUCAGGAACUCUGCAAUCAUUAUGUUAAUUCACCAGAUUAUGCUACAAAGUCAGAACCUGGUGUCAAAUCAUGGCCCCAUCACUUCAUCACCGCUUCUCAUGUUUUGGAAACUUAUCUCCUUCUUCGCCACCAUAAGGGAGCAAAAACCCUGAUGCAUCGGUUCGCAAACAUUGAUCCAGACAGAUCAGAAGUCCCUGAGAUUAGUUCUUUCACAGUACAACACGAGCAUUCAUUAGAAGAGUUAUCCUUUAUGACACAGUUUGCAUUCACUCUUAAGCGAGCAGGUUACCAUGAAGUGCAUCAAGAUAUUAUCAUUGAGUGUUUGAAGAAACAACAUAAGUACGGGAACAUUGAACUGUCUGUCAACUUUGAAGAUUAUGAAUUUGCUCGCUUUUGGAUCUAUGGUAGAAAUAAGAUUUUGGAACAAACAAGUGAUUCUGAAUACUUAUGGAAGGCAAUGUUUAGUGAUGAUAAUGUGAAAACAAGAACAGUCCACGAGAGAGUUGUGGUAGCUGCACGCAACAGAAACUCAAAGAACAUGAUCCUGAAAGGUUUCAAAGAUGUUCCUGUGGAUCAUUUUGAAACUCUUCUACCGGAGGCAAAAGUUCAAAUACCUCGUGGUCGCCGUUGGUUCAUCAACUUUUCUCUCACUACAACAGCCAUGAUUGCAUUCUUCAAUGUUGGGAUGACGGUGCUGACUGAUUUAAAGCUUGGUUUGGUUUGGAUGUUGUCUUGCUUUAUUGGCUUCAUUACAUACAGGUCAUACGCAAUGUACAAGUCACAGCGUAACAAGUACAUUCUUGCAUGGAAGAAGAUGUUGUAUUACAAGAGUACAUCAAACAACCGAGGUCUCGUGAUGGACGCGAUAAACAAAGGGCAUGAACGAUCGUUGAAAGAAGCGCUCAUAGUGUAUGGCAUAGCGUUGAAACUAACCCAAACAAAAACAUCUGUGACGCAGCAGGAAGUGACGUCAGCGGUUCGUACGUGGCUUGCCUCGAUCACUGGUACGCAGGAGUCGAGCGAAAAUUUAUUUUCCUGUUCAGGAGCUUUCAGUUUACUUGAAAGACUUGGCGUGUUAUGUCAAACUUCCAAUGACGUAGAUGGUGACGUCACAGCACACUUCUCAGUCCAGACACCAGACUCAGCAACGCAACAAUUACUCGCUAAAGUCACGGCUAUAGCUGCCGAAUGACGCGUACUAUAAAUACAUACGCAUUAACUUGUUGUCCCAUAAGGAUAAUCAUAUUUACUGCAUCUUCCACUAUGUGCAAUUUCCACAUUGCUUGAAUGUUCACUGUGAUUUCUCAUGUCUAUGCAUUGUUUCAAAGGUAAAAUAACAGCUGGUGGCAACGAACAUUAAUCUCCUACUGCAUGGCUUAAGUGGUAUAAACGUAUGUACAACCUUCUUAUGUACUGACCUUGCCAUGCUAUGCCAUCAGCAUAUGUCUUACUUGCAUACACUCUAGUAUACUUAAGUGUGAUAGAAAAAAAACAAGGACACACUCGUCAGUCCUCGUUAAUUUUCAUUUCCUAUAAUAAUACAAACUUAAGACAAAAACUGAAUUAUUGCAUUAACUUAUUCUGCAUAAGCUACAAUAAUCAUAGCUUAUCUCAGCAUGCCUGCUGCUAAAUAGCUUGUUUGGUUUCGAGUUAUUUUGUCCUCAACAAUUUCGUUGCCGUGUUUCGUUCACUGUGAUAUAUCUCGCAAGCUGCAAACAUUAUAUUUCUUCAAAUCCACAAAACGUUUGCAAUGUCUCGUCGUUUUGCAAGUGCUGUUUGCGAAAAAAAAGUAAUAAAGAGGAAAGUUUCUCAUUCA